AUGUUCUGGUCCAAGAAACUGAGCAGCAACACUGUGAUUGCGUCUCCUGAGACCAAUCCUCGGAAUCACAGUGGCAAUGGGGGCCGAUCGCAUCAGAAUUUGUUGGCUGAAGCUAGAGCGCAGGUUCGGUUUGAAGAAGAAAGCGACUCUGUUUUCAUGGCUCUCGCAAACUUUGCCGGUAAUGCGAUCCUCGCCGGAGUGGCAAUCGUGAGCGCUUUUGGAAUGGCUACAAUUGUGCUUUGUUUGUAUCUGAUAGUUCGUCCGUUUUCGGUUUCAAUCGCAAGGCGACUAUCAGCUCAGUUAGGAGCUUCCUCGUGGCUGGAUGCUUUAUCAUUGAUCAUGCCGAAUGUGCAGAUAAAACUGACUGGAGACAGUGAUAUUCCCUCUCCUGUGGGUACUUCGAUUUUGGUAUCAAAUCACAUGAUGGAUGGUGACUGGUUCGCAAUUCUAAUGCUUGGUAGAUGUGUUGGUCUCAGAGGCACGAUCAAGGCAUUUUUGAGGAAUGAAAUCCUUAACCUCAACCAACCAUCAGAGCGUUCCCUGACAAGAACAAACUCAACAUCUUCGACGAGGAUGAUGAGGUCUCCUUCUCAUGUCACAGUAAAUGGAAGUCCGCAAAGAACAACGACAAGUAGUGGAACCAGCAAUGGUCGCCAUCCCCACCCUGUCGACUUGUCAUUGGCAGCCAAGUUUUUGCACACCUUUCUCGAGUUUCCUCUUCUCAAUGGCGACGACUACAUUACAGACAGGGAAAACUUGUUUCAGCUCUUGAGAUCCUUUGCUGAUAAUGAUGGCGCUGCAGCUCCAGUGCACCUCCUUCUCUUUCCAGAAGGAUGGUCGUUGUAUAAUGAGGAGAACCGAAAAGAUGUUUUGGCACGAAGCAAUGAAUUUGCCAAACGCGAGAGAAGGCCGCAAUUGAAGCAUUUGCUGCUACCUAAAACGACUGGUUUUAAUGCCAGUCUCGAUAGCUUGCGGGAAUCAAGCCCUGUAGUCUAUGAUGUGACCAUUGCUGGUCGAGGUUAUGAUGGGUCCUUGCCACCAAAAUUUGACCUCUCCAUAAUCAGCUUGUGGAAUCUAUUGCGAAGAGAUUACCCACAACAGGUUCAUGUCCGAAUAAAGCGUUACAGUAUGGAGGAAGUUUUGGCUGAUUCAUCGUGGUUGGACAAGAAAUGGGCCGAAAAAGAUCGUCUCCUGCAUCACUUUGCGAGACAUCAAUCCUUUCCCGCGGAUCGCGGAUUCGCUCGAUACCGUGUAUUUGAAUCCAGAACACAUUCCAUAGAGACAUCGCUUGUUUCUUUGUUCCGGCUGCUGUUGGUUCCCUGCUUCAUCCCCGUGCUAUUGCUACUUUCCAUCCCGAUCGUAUGGACAGUCACGUGGCUUUGGAUAUUCUAUUCAUCUUUCAAGAUUGUUUUUGGAACCGAUGGACGACCUAAUGCCAACACUAGUGAUGGUGGUGCAACACCAAGACCCGACUCGAAUCCUGGUACUCCUUUCGUACCAGCAACACCAUUCGCGUCGCCCAUGCUCAACUGGUAA
This is a messenger RNA of Cylindrotheca closterium, 1536 nucleotides long. Lineage: Eukaryota; Bacillariophyta; Bacillariophyceae; Bacillariales; Bacillariaceae. The record is from the annotation of a GenBank genome assembly.